UUUCAGUUUUCCCGAUUUCGUCGCGACUAGAGUUUUACAAAGUGGCAUUUCUACAGGAAAAUGGUUGACACAAAAGAAAAAGUUGAAAACCCAAAAUCAAACAUAACUCCUGAAAAGGGUGUAGAUCAAUCAGUUAUUCCACCAUCGUCUAUAAUAAUCAAUAUGGAAGAUAACAAUGAAGAGGACGAAGAAGAGUAUGAGGAGGAAGAAGAAGAUGAAGAGGAGGUAGAAUAUGAAGAAGAAGACGAUGAAUCAGAAGAAGAAGACGAUGAAUCAGAAGAAGAAGAAAAAGAAGAAGAAGAAGAAGAAGAAGAAGAAGAAGAAAAGGUGAAGAAAGAAGAAACAAACAAUGAAAAUGCUGUGAAAGAAGAUGAGAAGAAAGAUAAAGAAGUAAAAAAAAGUGAGGAAUUAGGUGAGAAUUCAAAGAGUAAAGAAAAGAGGGCUAGAUCUAGGGACAAGAGCACAAAGAAGAGUGUUGUGAAUGGAGAUAAUAAAUCAGAAUCAUCAAGCAGAAAGAAAGGUUCAAAGAGGGUUGAAAGCAUGGGGAUGGUGUUCAUGUGUAGUUCAAAAACAAAAACUGACUGUUUUCGCUACAAGAUUCUUGGACUUCCUGCAAAUAAACAAGAUCAAGUAGCAAAGAUUUAUAAAGGAAUGAGAUUGUUUCUGUUUGAUGUUGAUCUCAGAUUAAUGUAUGGAAUCUUCAAAGCUGCUGGACCCGGUGGUUAUAACAUUGAACCAAAAGCUUUCAAAUCAGAGUUCCCAUCUCAAGUUCGAUUUAGUGUGCUUGAUGAUUGUUUGCCAGUAGCAGAAGAGAAAUUUAAGGAUGUCCUUAAAGAAAACUACUACACACGGAGUAAAUUUGAAGGCCUCUUGAAAGCCGAUCAGGUGAAGAAGCUGUGUAAGCUAUUUGCGGUUACAUCAAAAGGGCAAAAUCGUCCUAAAUCCGGUUUAAAAUCCCGUGGAAGAACACGAGCGAUUGAAAAUCGUCGAGUUAGAUCAUCCGAUGAAAGACGUAUAAGAAACAGGGAAGAUGAAUCCCGAGACCGGAAAAAACGUAAAAUACGCUCUCGAGAGGAAGAAAGAUGUUUUCGCCCUCGGUCCCGGUCUCGUUCCCGUUCCCGCUCUCCACCGCGUAGAGAAAAAAGACGGUACAACGACUAUGAACGACCGCCCGUUUUGUACGAGCGUGCCGCCCCAGUGGCCGUCAGAUACCUGCCGCCACCGCCACUUCCGGUGGUGUCUCCGGCGAGGUCAUACCCCUAUGACAGACCACCGCCCUAUGACCACCGCGCUUACCAUGAUGAGAUGCGGGCCCGGGACUGGGACCGGGACAGGGAGCGGGACCCGUAUUAUGUGUUUAGUAGAGAGGGUCCUCCUAAUGUGUAUGCUUUACCACCAGAGUACCAUAUUGUAAGCAGAGAGUACCACCAUCCUCCACCUGCAGUGCAACCACCACCACCGGAGUAUCGGUUUUCUGAUCGUGUCUCUGAUUACCGUGAUGUGGGGCCACCACCACCGGAGUAUCGUUCUCAUCGGACACAUUACAGAUAUUAGAGUUUUAUUAUGUGAAAUGUAAGGCAACAUAUUGUAAUGUUUAGCUUUUGGAUUUGGUUAUGGCGAUGGAGGUUUAGUUUCUAACUUAAAGUAAUUAAAAACUACUAGUAUCC
Messenger RNA from Lactuca virosa, 1667 nucleotides. NCBI's taxonomy places the organism in Eukaryota, Viridiplantae, Streptophyta, Magnoliopsida, Asterales, Asteraceae. The record is from the annotation of a GenBank genome assembly.